Molecule: messenger RNA, 442 nt
Organism: Varanus komodoensis (Komodo dragon)
Lineage: Eukaryota; Metazoa; Chordata; Lepidosauria; Squamata; Varanidae
Product: galanin peptides-like
Exons: 5
Coding region: 1-399 (132 amino acids)
Cellular component (GO): extracellular region
Molecular function (GO): hormone activity
Source: RefSeq, a predicted model, not a curated record
AUGUGGUGCUCUCGAUCCCUGUUCUGUCUGACUUUGCUCUUGUAUGGGGCAUUUGGAGAAUGCUUUGGAAUCGCUCUUGUGCCCAAGGACAAACGUGGAUGGACCCUCAACAGUGCCGGCUAUCUGCUGGGACCCCCACUUCUUCCUUUCCACUCUCAUCUCCCCAAAGCAGAUGCCCAGCAGACACUGCCCAACAGAGGAGGCUUGGCUGGUAAACGAGAUGCUAUGCAGGACUUGUAUUCUCUCGGGCCGGAUUCCUUAGUGCAUGCGGCCCAGCGUGCAGACGACCACAUCCUGCAAAUCCUGAUGGAUUUCCUUUCCUACUUGAACCUCCAAGAUCAGAGAGCUACCUCACGCCUGCCCCUUCGUCUCCCGGAAGAAUCCAUGCAGCAGCAGUGACCUGCGAUCCGCCUCCCUCAGGGCUGCUUGCGAGUGCCAGAAA